UCCUUCAGAGAAAGCGGAAUCCUUUGCAUCCAUGUUGAGACGCUCUCCUUUAAUUCAGAUGGGACCUGCCAAAGAUAAAAUCGUCAUUGGUCAAAUAUUCCAUACGGUGGAUGAUGACCUCUAUAUAGAUUUUGGUGGCAAGUUUCACUGUGUGUGCAAAAGGCCGGAAUUAGAUGGAAAAAAAUACCGGAAAGGAGCCCGGGUACGUCUGAGACUGCUGGAUCUUGAGCUCACAUCUAGAUUCUUGGGUGCAACAACUGACACAACUCUGCUGGAAGCUGAUGCAGUGCUUUUAGGGCUCGUGGAAAGCAAGCAAACAAAGCAAAAGGAGUAAAUUUCAUAUAAAUAAAACCAGUUUAUAUGCCUUGAACCUGUUAUACAAAUUAAAUGUUCCCUCGGGAAAUGAAUGAAAAGUUACUUUCCUCUUGGCUGUGUAAAUAAUGAGAUCAAUAAAAGACA
This is a messenger RNA of Tinamus guttatus (white-throated tinamou), 459 nucleotides long. NCBI's taxonomy places the organism in Eukaryota, Metazoa, Chordata, Aves, Tinamiformes, Tinamidae. The record is from RefSeq and is a predicted model, not a curated record.